GAGGUUAUGCUCGUUCCAGGUGUCUUAUCAAAAUCAUCUGUUGCAACUUCUGUUCACGUUGCGUUUUAGUAUAAAAUAAUUAUCAUAGAUUUUUUUUUUGUACAUCAACAAAGCUGAUUUCGCGUAGAUCUUGAUUCUUUUGAUAACUUCCAUCACAUGAGUCCUAGAUUCCAUUCGGUAAUGUAAAUAAAAUUACAAUGUAGAACAUAACCACACACAUCAUGCUUACAUCCCUACAUACACACAGUUUUUACAUAUAACUCACAAUAACACAGUAUUUUAAUAUGAAAUUAAUUAUUGUUCUACCCAGAUGACAGUAAUUGGGGUCUGGUCAACAACACUUCUUUGUAUCAACAACAAUGUGAGAGUGAGUCAGGUUCGUUGUAAACAUAACCUUUUAGACUUGGUUCGCACAAUGCCGAAACUACAAACUCAUGCGGCCGCUCUCAAAAAGCAGCGACAGAAAAUUAAGGAAAAAUCAGCUAAAUAUAUACCGGGGACUGUGAAUCUUCAAGUCUUGGGGAGUGGGGCAUAUGGAGCACCAAGAUCGCUUUAUAUGUUUACUGAUCAAUCUAGAUAUCUGUUCAACUGCGGUGAAGGAUCGCAAAGAUUGGCACAUGAGCAUAAAAUGAAAUUGGCGAAAUUGGAGCAUAUUUUCUUCACCUACAACUCAUGGAGUAAUAUCGGUGGACUUCCGGGAAUGUCUCUUACUAUACAGGACGUUGGUAUACCAGAAAUCACGUUGCAUGGACCGCAUGGAAUUGACGACAUAUUCAAAGCAGCCAAACGGUUCAUAGUGCUGAAUCACUUGAAGAUCAACACGUCCAACUAUAAAGAGGUGGACCACUUCGAAGAUAACGUGAUGAAAGUAACUUACGUGCCGUUAGAUAUCGGUGAAACCACAACAAAUCGACGAUCUGAAGCCGUCUCUUUGGAUAGAGCCAGCGCGAAACAAAGACAAGAGGUGGGAUCUUCAUCGGGCACAGAGGGGGAGACUACUGAUGAUGACAUAGAUUACUAUGCCUACGAGAGAGAACCCCAGCCUGAACAAAAUGGAGGAGUUGGAGGGGCGGAGAAGAAAAAAAGAAAAAGAAGAAGCGAAGUUCGUCUGUAUACAGAGCCCAAAAGACGUCGGUUGGAUCCUGCAGUGGGAACAGUUUCGAUGGCAUACAUAUGCCGUCUGCACGACCGGCCCGGGGCGCUCAUUUUGGAAAAAUGCGUCGAAAAAGGGGUUCCCCCGGGGCCCCUUUUGGGGCGCCUCAAGGCGGGUGAGGACAUCACUCUCGAAAAUGGAACUGUGGUACGGUCCGAUGAAGUUACCUCACCUAAUGAGUCGGGGGCGGUUUUUAUUGUUGUGGAAUGCCCAGAUGAGAGGUUUUUGGAGCCGCUUGAGAACGAGAGACUAUUCACCGCUCAUCAGACUGCAGCAUCGUGUCCGGAGGAUGUGGCAUUCCUAGUUGUUCACUUUUCACCGCCUGAAAUCGUCAAACAUCCCAAGUAUCAACGCUGGAUGCACAGGUUUGCCUCCACCACCAACCACCUUAUAAUCAACGAGUCUAACCUGUGCAAAGGCAGUAUAGCCGUACACCGCAUCCAAACCAAACUGAAUCUUCUCGACAAACAAGUGUUCCCCAUUCUGCCGCUAGAAGGCGUUGUUGUCGCUCCUAAUCAUGACGUCACAACUGACAACUGUGAUGUCAUUGCAACUAGAAGUAAUGACGUCACAACUGAUAACAGUGACGUCGUCAGUACACCUUCCAACGGAUCGCUGCAGGUUGGAUCGGAAACUUCGUCGGAGUAUAUGUCAGCUGUGACGUCAGUGGAUUCUUCCUCAGUGACGUCAUCGGAUACAACUGUGACGUCAUCUGGUGCUAGUGAUGAGUCUCUUGAAGGCGCAGUUGUCCAUAGCAAGACUUUCACAACUGUCCACUUGCGACCCACUAAGCAGGUGGACACAGGAGACAAGCUACUGUUCGACAAGGCCGAAUAUCUGAAGGAGGCAUUGACUGAGCCGGGCAUCGACAAAGUCCUACUUGAGUUGGACGAGAAGCGGGGUCAACUGGACGCCAGUACAUGCCACCAGGAGUAUCCCCAGUGUGGUGUUCUUUGGGCACUGGGUCCUGUAUACCUAACAAGGCUAGGAAUACAAGCGGGAUAUUGGUUAAUAUCAGGCGCAGUUGUCCAUAGCAAGACCUUCACAACUGUCCACUUGCGACCCACUAAGCAGGUGGACACUGGAGACAAGCUACUGUUCGACAAGGCCGAAUAUCUGAAGGAGGCAUUGACUGAGCCGGGCAUCGACAAAGUGCUACUUGAGUUGGACGAGAAGCGGGGUCAACUGGACACCAGUACUUGCCACCAGGAGUAUCCCAGUGUGGUGUUCUUGGGCACCGGGUCCUGUAUACCUAACAAGGCUAGGAAUACAAGCGGGAUAUUGGUUAAUAUCAGUGCCGAUUGCUGUAUGCUGCUAGACUGUGGAGAAGGUACGUUGGGUCAGCUGGUACGUUUCCAUGGUACGUCACGCGUGCAACACGUGUUAGGCUCGCUACGUGCGGUGUACGUAUCUCAUUUGCACGCCGACCACCAUAUUGGAUUGAUCGGUCUGCUCAAAGCGUGGCGCAAUGCGCAGAAGUCUGCUGCGCAGGAGGAUUCUACAACGCAUGCGCAGAAGCUGUUUUUGGUUGCACCUCGACAGAUAAUGUCAUGGCUGGAUCAUUAUGAUGCUCAUUUUGAACGUGUGAUGGAUGGAGUUGAGUUGGUACCUAAUUCGGAUUUGAUAAUUUACAGGUGUGAAAUAGCAGGAGUUGUAACAUUUUUGUUUUUAUUUUGGCAACAGGAUUCUACAACGCAUGCGCAGAAGCUGUUUUUGGUUGCACCUCGACAGAUAAGGUCAUGGCUGGAUCAUUAUGAUGCUCAUUUCGAACGUGUCAUGGAUGGAGUUGAGUUGGUACCUAAUUCGGAUUUGUUGUACAACGACUUCACACUGUCUCCCUCUGUGAAAAGUCGACUGUUGGAAUGUUUGGAAAUGGAAUCAGUGAAGACUGCUAUGGUUAAACAUUGUCCCAAUGCAUUUGGAAUCGCCAUUAAACACAAGUCGGGCUGGAAGAUCACAUAUUCGGGAGAUACGAUGUUCUCCACUAAUCUCGUUGAGCUAGGUAAAAACUCGACAGUUCUGAUUCACGAGGCGACAAUGGGAGACGACCUGGUGGAGGAAGCGAGACGGAAGAUGCAUUCGACGACCAGCGAAGCGAUAGCAGCCGGCCAACAGAUGGGGGCUCAACACACCAUUCUGACUCACUUCAGUCAGCGCUACGCCACACUGCCACGCUUGGACGACAAGUUCAACGACAGCUGUGUGUGUGUUGCAUUCGAUAACAUGAAGGUGCGACUGACUGAUCUAGCAAAACUUCCACUCUUCUAUCCGGCACUGAAGCUGAUUUUCGCUGAACACAUGGAAGAGAUGAAUCUUAGAGUUUUCCGACGCGAAAUGAAGCAACUCAGAGCCAAAGAUCGUUUGGAAAGUAACAGACUGAGCUCUUAGAUACCGGUGCCCGGUUGCACAAAAGCCGGUUAAAUUUUAACCGUGAUUAAUUCCACGAGAACCAAUCAGAGAAGGCGUUAUUGAAAAGACAGUUUCUUUGAUUGGUUUUCGUGGAAUUAAUCACGGUUUAAAUUCAACCGGCUUCUGUUCAACCGACAUCUAGUUUUGUAGAUUAUGGGCCCGGUUGCACAAAAGCCGGUUAAAUUUUAAUUGUGGUUAACUCCACGAGAACCAAUCAGAAAAGGCUUUUUCGAGAUGAAGGCUUAUCCACAAAAGCCGGUUAAAUUUUAAUCGUGAUUGAUUCCACGAGAACAAAUCAGAAAAAGUUUUUUUGGAGAAGGAAGCUUCUCUUAUUGGUUCUAGUGAAAUUAAUCACUAUUAGAACUUAAACGGCUUUUGUGCAACUGACACAUAGUGACAUGAAAUGAACACUGAACACAAUUGGAGAUGUACAAUAAACAAGAAUCAUAAGUUAUUUAUCAUUAAUGAUAAUUUAUUGUAUAAUAAACAUGAAUGAUAUUAUUAUUAUCAUUAAUGAUGUUAUGAUUAAUCAUAACAGACAUGUUUACAUUGGAAAUGAUCAUUGUAUACAAAACCAGACAUGAAUAAAUCUGUUGCUAUGUUGGUAA
Nilaparvata lugens (brown planthopper) is the source of this 4170-nucleotide messenger RNA. It is a transcript of the gene RNaseZ, whose product is annotated as ribonuclease Z, mitochondrial-like. Bases 311 to 3541 code for a protein of 1076 amino acids. NCBI's taxonomy places the organism in Eukaryota, Metazoa, Arthropoda, Insecta, Hemiptera, Delphacidae. Gene Ontology annotation, molecular function: 3'-tRNA processing endoribonuclease activity. Gene Ontology annotation, biological process: mitochondrial tRNA 3'-end processing. The transcript has 17 exons. The record is from RefSeq and is a predicted model, not a curated record. Gene Ontology annotation, cellular component: mitochondrion.